This is a messenger RNA of Rangifer tarandus platyrhynchus (Svalbard reindeer), 393 nucleotides long. NCBI's taxonomy places the organism in Eukaryota, Metazoa, Chordata, Mammalia, Artiodactyla, Cervidae. The record is from the annotation of a GenBank genome assembly.
AUGAUCCAAGGAAAGAGAGCAUGCAGAGCGCAGUCAAGUAAAUCUAAGAAACCAUUGAUUGCAUCAGGAUGGCACAAGAGGCUGAGUGAGUCACAGGAACCCAAAUCUCAGUGGCUUGGAGAACAAAGACUUAUGUUUUUGCUCAUUCUGUGUGUGGCUGGCAAUCAACCGAGGGUCUGUUCUUUUCUCAGUGAUGUCUUUAUUCUAGAAUCUCGGCUGAAGGACCUGCCAAAUGGGGAAAGAACUACCAGACCACAAUUGUCCUCAGAGCUUCUGCUGAACAUGGAGCAUGUCACUGCUCUCCACUUCCUAUGGCCAAAAGCUUGGCCAAGUCCAAUGUUAGUGGAAUGGGCACGUGUGCUCCUUCACUGGGAAGAGCUGCAAGUCAGGUAG